Schistosoma rodhaini is the source of this 1654-nucleotide messenger RNA. Lineage: Eukaryota; Metazoa; Platyhelminthes; Trematoda; Strigeidida; Schistosomatidae. The record is from the annotation of a GenBank genome assembly.
AUGAGUCAUUUCAAUAUUACACAAACUAAUUUCUAUAAUGAAUCUAUUGAAUUAAUACAAUUAUUACAUUUAGUACGUACUAUUUGUAUGAAAGGAUUAAUACCUAUCAUUUGUAUCAUUGGUAUAUCAACGAAUAGUUUAAAUAUACUUGUAUUAACUAAAUUAAGAAUGCGUUCAUUAACUAAUAAUUAUUUACUUGCUGUAGCUGUAUGUGAUUUAUUUUAUGGUAUAACAUUAUUAUUACUUACAUUAAGAACAUAUGAUAAAUUUGAAAUAUAUACAUCGUAUAUGUAUUUAUUACCAUAUAUAAUGGCAUUUGGUAAUUUAUGUAGUAAUACAGCAUGUUGGUUAACAUGUGCAUUUACUGCUGAACGUUAUAUCGCUGUUUCAUCACCAAUUUUAGCACGUAAAAUAUGUACAAAAGAAAAUUGUAAAUGGAUUAUAUUUAUUAUAUGUUUAUUUACAUUUAUUGUAACAUUACCAGAUUUUUUAUCAUAUACUGUUAAAUGGAGUGAAACAUUUCAAACAAAUGAGAUUCGAACAAUCAAUGAUGAUUUUAAUAAUAUUGAAGAGUUUACAUUGAAUGAAAAUCAAACUCUUAUUAAUAUUAAUAAUACUAUUUAUAAUAGUAAUAGUAAUAGUAAUAAUAACACAAUACAUCAACAACUAUCUAUUCGUGGACCACAUUAUAUAUUAACGGAAACACAAUUAGGUGAAAUAUUGAAUCAAAAUGGAUGGCCUAUUAUUAUUAUAAUAUUAGUUGUUAUAGGACCAUUAUUUAUACUAUCCGUAUUUAAUGGUCUUUUAAUUAAAUCUAUUAUAAAAGCUUCAAAAAUUCGAUUAAGAAUGACUAAAAAAACAAAUGAAGUAGUACUGCCAAAAAUACGUUAUGGUAUUAUAUGUAUUACUGAAAGUUUAACAAAUUAUACAAAAAAUAAUUCAGAACAAAUAAAUAAUAAUGAAAAUCAUGAAUGUUAUUCAUUUAAAAAUAAUCAUAUGUCAUGUAACUAUAAAACUACUCAAUUAAAACAACAACAACAACGAUCAUUUAAACGUAAUAUUGUUACUGGGGUAAAAAUGAAUGAAAUGAUCAAUAACAAUAAUAAGGAUAAUAAUAGAAAAGAUCCAUUAAAAAUGGAUGAUCAUGAUAAUUUACCAAGUAUUACAUAUCGUUCAUAUAAUUCAUCACAAAAAUUAUUUACUAUACAUCAAUCACGUAAUUAUUUUAAUGAAAAAGAUAGAAUUACAUUAAUGUUAAUUAUAAUUGUAGUAACAUUUUGUAUAUUUACUAUGCCAAGUGCAAUAUUACAUUUAAUUAAAGUAACUUAUAUAAAUAAUGAUCAAUCAUCAUCAAUCCGUUUAUAUUUAGUUAUAGCAGUAUUUGUUUAAUAGGGAAGUUAUACGUCGAGAUCUUGGAAUGUUCUUCUAGAAUAUGAUUGGAUGGAAUAUCUUCGGCUCUUUAUGAGUUUCUUAGAGCUUUCUCGAGUUCACCCGUGGGUUGUCCUCACAAGAAGACUAUUAUUUAUUUUGUUUCUAUAAGUAAACAAGUGAAUUUAUUCUAAUUUGUACAUUUAUUUACAUUACAUUCAGAGUACAGUGAAUUAUUUUACUAACCAUUAACGAAAUACUCAAAUUUUGAUUAUGAUUUUUAACA